This is a messenger RNA of Echinostoma caproni, 573 nucleotides long. The record is from the annotation of a GenBank genome assembly. Lineage: Eukaryota; Metazoa; Platyhelminthes; Trematoda; Plagiorchiida; Echinostomatidae.
AUGGUGCUGCAUCGUGAAAGGAGGAAAGAAAAUCAAUCGGUCCUAUUUUCGACGUUAGGCUGCCGAGAGUUGUAUUCCCCGGUGAAGCAUUUGGUGUUCCUGAAUCUUCCUGCUGAACUGCCGUUCGAGAAGUUGAAAUCCCAAUUUCCGGACUACAUUCUCUCAGUGCAUCUUCAGGCCACUGAACGGGCUAAAGUCAACUCAAUGAUUAGAGCUGCCAACAUGCCGUGCCGUGAAUUCAUUCUUCAGUUCAAUAAACAGGCGUCAAAAUGCAACUAUGAUGAUCGAUUGGAAGAACAACUUUGUGAUCGUCUCACUGCUGGAAUCAACAACAGCUCAUUAAAGCGUAAGAUUUUGGAAAAGAAUGACAUCAAGUUUACUGAGGCUAAAAAAAUCGGUGUGCAAAGUGAUGAUUCGUGUACUGCCACAAAUGCGGAUAAUACUGUUUUAUUCUAUUGGAAAUCAACAAAACCAUUACUUGAUGCACUCAGUGUUCAUAAUUCACUUCUGGUUCCUCAAGUAUUCAGUUUAAGCCGAACACAACCAAAGGCUGCGAACAACCGCUGCUUUUAA